Molecule: messenger RNA, 2592 nt
Organism: Linum trigynum
Lineage: Eukaryota; Viridiplantae; Streptophyta; Magnoliopsida; Malpighiales; Linaceae
Source: the annotation of a GenBank genome assembly
GUGGUUAUUGUGAAUUUUGUGGGUUAACCGCGGUGGGUAGUGGAUAACCACUAACCACAAAAAUCAUUAAUUUACUACCCACACCCAGCCCACUACCCACAAGUUCUGGGUAUGGUUACCCACAAUAGUUGCGGGUUGGUGCAGUUUGCGGAUUAUCCACAACCCGCAACCCAAACUUCCCCCCCCCCCCCCUAGUUUCAGCUGCUAAGGCAAGAGUGAUUGACACGAUGAAAGACGCAGGGCUUCGCACUAGAGAUGCUUAUUCAUACUUAGGCAAAGAAUAUGGAAGAGCUCAAAAUGUUGGAUUCUUGCAAAAAGGUUGUUACAAUCAUGUGGAUAGACAAAAGAUGGUGAAAAUUGAAGCAGGGGAUGCUCAAAGCGUGAUGAAUUGUUUCAAGAAGAAGAAAGCAUUAGACCCAAUGUUCUUUUAUGCCGUACAAGUCAACCAGAAGAAUUGUUUUACUAAUUUCUUUUGGCGGGAUGGGAGAUCCAGAAUUGAUUAUGAUUGCUUUGGAGAUGUUAUGAUAUUCGACACUACCUAUAGCACAAAUAAGUAUAAUCUUAUUUGUGCACCAUUUGUGGGUGUGAACCAUCAUAGGCAGAAUACAAUAUUUGGUUGUGCCUUCAUAUUAGAUGAGACUGUUGCAAAAUUUGGGUGGUUAUUCAAAGCCUUUUUAGAGUUGAUGGGAAAUAUAUCUCCUGUUACCAUCUUCACUGAUCAAGAUGCUACUAUGGCAAAGGCAAUCAAGGAGGUUUUUGAUGACAACACACAUCGUUUAUGCUUAUGGCACAUUAGCAAGAAUGCACCUUCUCGUUUUGGUGAUCUGAAUGGAGAUUCAGCGUUUCUGGAAUUAUGGAACAAGUGUUGUACAUGAUGCGAGCCAGAGAAAGAAUUUAAAGACACCUGGGCUAAAAUGGAUGAAAUAUAGGGCAUUGCAAGUAAUAGUUGGCUUAAUGGCAUGUAUGAAAUUCGAAGAAAGUUGAGCACAGUUUACAGUCAUGAUUACUUUUCUGCCGACAUCAGAUCAUCUCAGAGAAGUGAAAGUACCAAUAAUCUUUUGAAUGGUAUAGCAGAGAAAACCACAUAUCUUACUGAUUUCACUGUCCAGUUUGAUAAUCUAGUUGCAAAAUUGCCUUCAAGGGAGCAACAAGAGGAUAUUCGCUAUAAGCAAGGUACUCCACCAUUGAUGGUUAAACAUUCUGGUAUUUUAGCACAUGCUGUUGCCGUAUAUACCAUUACUAUGUACAUGGUGUUCGAGAAAGAAUUUCUAUCUAGCAUCGCAACUACAUGGACAGAAUCAAGUACUGAUGGGUCGACAUACACAUAUGAGGUGAAAGAAGAGGGGCGUAGUAGAGUUCGUACAGUGCAUUUCGAUAUGCAGAAGAAUGAGGUUUUAUGUUCCUGCAAGAAGUUUGAGGCAAAGGGGAUACUUUGUUGUCAUGCUUUAAAAAUUCUUAAUAUCACGAACAUUACGAAGCUACCCACAUACUAUAUUUUGAGACGCUGGACCAAAGAGGCAAAAAAUAGGAAUGAUGGAGUAUGAGAAAGAUCCAGCUUCUAUUAAAACCGAAGAAGCAGAAAUAGUUUGGCGAAGCUCUAUGAUGCGUAUAGCGAGUGGUUUCAUAUAUAAAAGUCAACAACAUGAAAACAUUAGGAAAAUAUGUCAAGAAAGUUUGUUGAAUCUUGAGUUGAAAGUCGAGCAAGAAUUAGCUAAAGUAGACAUGGGUAACCAUGUUGAGUAAGAAGGUGGCGAUUUAGAAGCAAAUGAAACCCCAGUACUAGAUCCUCCUCAAACUAAGUCAAAAGGAUCAAAUGGUAGAGUAAAAAGACACUUUGAGAAGCGUAAACCAAAACCAGGAAAAACUUCAUCAAGUAAGUAUUUCAUAUUUAGUGCCUCCUUAUUUGUUAGAAUUAUAAAAAAAAAAUUGUUUUAUUAAGAAACUACUAAAAGGGUGUUCCAGAGAAAAAGCCUCAAACAAAUGCACCUGAACAAAUCCAAAGGAACCCUGGUAGGACCCUACAUUGGCAAACUCUUCCACAGAUUCGUGUCAAUCUAACUUGUUACUGAUUCCAAUGGUUCUUUGGGUUUUUUUCCUGAAUAUGAGAUUUCAAUUAUCGAAUAAUGUUUUCAAUAUGUAGUCAAUGCCAAGUUUUAGUAUGCCUCAACCUACUGGACUCAACAAUUUUGCAUUAGGAGAGCAACCAUUUAGUUGCCUCAAGCUACUGGUUUCAAUAAUUUUGCAGCAGAACCACUGGUAGCUUAUCUCUUCCAUUUUUUUUAGUUUCACCUACUUUUGUGUAUAUUAUGUCUAAUAAAUAUUGAAUGUUCUGACAGCGCGGGUCAGUUCCAAACCUUUCCUACAUGAAUAUGAUGUCAAAUACUAGUCCAAGUCCAAUGGGUCUUCUUAGUCAGGUUCAUGAUUUACCCUGCAAAAUAUGUCCAAAACUGUGUUUAACAACUUAUCAUGGCUGAUUAUUUACUUAUCACAAUUACAGAAUGCUUUGCCUCAAUCAUACCCAGAAAAAUCAAUGUGGCCAUUCUUAUAUGCAAAUCAGGUUCAUCCUUUAAUUAAGAAAAAUAUAAUGAUUUU